UUGAUAUGUUUCAGGAUGUCUCCUGUCAUCCUAUUUUUUGCUGUCGUCUGCUGGUUUGUCGAAAUCGCGGAAGGAUACCAGCCAUAUUUACGUCCACCGAUACCAUUUCCAUUCACUGAUGGCUAUGAAUCAUAUUAUAGUCCACCUAUACGCCACCCAUUGAACAACCGACUUUCCAUACAUUUCCCCAAAGUUGGAGUCCAUGCGAAGUACACAGGCGCGUUCGUACGAGAGUACUAUAUCGGCAUCGUGGAGGAGAACUGGGACUACGCGCCUAACGGAAAUCUCGUCAAUGAUGACCCACAAGCGGACGCUCGCUUGCAGGGCGGUGCCAACCGGAUCGGACGUGUUUAUACCAAGGCGGUGUUCAGACAGUUCACAGACCGGUCUUUCAAAACUCAGAUGCCUUACCCUCCUUGGCUGGGAUUCAUCGGACCCAUGAUUAGAGCGGAGAUUGGGGACACCAUCCUCAUACAUCUGAAGAACAUGGCACCCACCAGCGGUCGAACGUUCACCAUCCACCCGCAUGGUGUGCAGUACGAUAAGGAUGCAGAAGGUGCGAAAUACGUGGAUGACACUAGCGGCCCAAUUAAAAUAGACGAUGGAGUUCCAUUUGGAGGGGUACACACCUACACGUGGGUCGUCAGGGGAGAGAACUUUGCUCCGACAAAGGAAGACAACAACUGCCUGGCUUGGCCCUACCAUUCCCACAGAGUGUCAGAACCCGAUAUUGUUACCGGACUCGUCGGCAUGCUGUUCACAUGCAAGAAAGGAACUCUGGCGCCAAACGGCGAACGAACUGACGUCGGCUUGGAAUACGUUUUCUUCAUGGACCUCAUAGACGAAAACGCUAGCUGGCUCAUGGACGCCAACCUCAACCGCUGCGGCAAUCCGGGCAUCUGCACGACGUUACACAACUCCAAGGACGCGGACUUCGAAGAGAGCAACAAAAUGUACAGCAUCAACGGCUACAUGUACGGCAACCUGCCCAAGGUGAUAUUCUUCGCGAACGAGCCAGUGUCGAUUCAUCUGUUUACUUUAUAUGAAGGCGUGCAGAGCUUUUACAUCAGUGGACAUUCGUUAACAAUGCGACACCAGAGAAUGAAUUCCGUGAAUUUCUUCAUGGGUUCCAGUCUAACGGUUGAAACCUUCCCAGUUAACCCGGGUACAUGGUUGCUGUCAAGUCACGUGACAACUAACUUUGAAAGGGGCAUGAGCGCUUUCGUUCGGGUGCUUCCAGCCAGUUGGAAACAGCAGCCACAGAAAGUUCCGCUUCCCUGGAGACAGGCCUACAGGUGGAACCAAGGUCCUAUAUCCCAAAUUUACUACAUAGCGGCCGAGAAGUCCGUUUGGAAUUACGCACCAACUCAGAAAAAUCUGUUCUUCGGUGGAAAUUUGGUUGACUCUGGAAACAAAGGAAAUGACUUUUUCAACCACUCCGAUGUGCGAAUUGGCGGACAAUACGUCAAGGCUUUCUUCGUGGAAUACACCGACAAAACAUUCAGAAAGAGGAAGCAGCGGCCAUUUUCUGAGCGCCAUCUUGGAUUCCUGGGCCCGGUGAUCCGGGGAAAUGUAGGGGAGAGAAUCCUCGUUGUCUUUAAGAAUAACGCCGACAGGGAAUAUUCGUUCUGGCCAAACGGCGUAACCUACACGAAAUUCGACGAAGGACUCGUUUACAAAGAUCCAAUUUCCGGCCAGUACACCGGUAAGACGGCUCAGCCUGGACAGACGGUGACCUACACGUUCAAUUUAAUCCCACCGGCCACCGCACCCACCAAAGAUGACCCGCCCUGCACGGUCCAGACGUACCAGUCAGGGGUGGACAGCAUUAAAGACCUUCACACCGGCCUUGUCGGGCCGCUCUUGAUAUGCAAGGGAGGUCACUCCCCAACACAAGGGCGAUUUCCACGUCAGACGUUCGUGAAUCCUCGGUACCCGACCAAAAGGGAGUUCUUUCUGUUUUUCCUGGUGAGCGAUGAAAACAAGUCCUGGUAUUUAGACGAGAACAUAGCCAGAUUCGCGCCUAACUCCAACAAAACAGACUCCGGGUUUGUGAGGUCAAACAGAAUGCACGGAAUCAACGGAAGACUGUAUGCUAACUUGGAGGGUCUGGAGAUGUACCAGGGCGAUACGGUAGUGUGGUAUGCGAUGGGGCUGGGAGAAGUCCUCGAUUUUCACGUCAUGAAUAUUGUCGGUGCGACAUUCUCAAGACACGGCAACAACGCUGUGUCGCAGAUGGUUCGUCCAGGAACCGGCGUGACCUUGCUCUCAAGGCCAACAGAGAUUGGUAUCUGGACAGUUAUUUGCCGCCCCCACGCCAAUGGCGGGAUGGAGGCACUGUACAAGGUAUCUCCACGUGGAAUAGCCCACACCCCUCUGUAUCAGAGUCGACGAACCCGAGUGUACUACAUCGCAGCCAUAGAGCUGGACUGGGAAUACUGUGACGUCAAAGUCGAUCCAGUGGAGGAGGUUUUGUACACCAGAUAUGAGCAACCUGGAUACAAAUAUUGCGUUCUCAGUGGGGACAAGUUCAUCGGGUCCAUCUACAAGAAAGCCGUCUAUCGCGAAUUCACCGACAGAACGUUCACCAGACAGAAACUAAGACAACCGGACGAGAAACAUCUGCACCUCAUCGGACCCUUCAUCCGAGGCGAAGUUGGGGAGACAAUCAUCGUCAUCUUCAAGAACCUGGCGUCGAGGGCUUACUCCAUUCACGCCCAGGGGGUCAGUUACGACAAGGCAAACGAGGGCAUCGAAUACGCCGAUGGCCCAUUCGCGUCACAAGAUGACUCGGUAAAGCCAGGGGAGGUGUAUGUCUACAAGUGGAAGAUCCCCAAAGAUUCUGGACCCGGACCGAAGGAUCCCAAUUGUGUUUCCUGGCAAUAUUACUCUCAGACUGACGUCACGAAGGACGUGUACUCUGGUCUGAUUGGUCCACUGAUCACGUGUCGCCCUGGCAUCCUGAAUCAGUUUAACCGCAGGAAAGAUGUCGACAAGGAAUUUGCCGUCAUGUUUUCUGUCAUCAAUGAAAACGAGAGCUGGUACAUCGACGAAAACAAGGCCAGAUUUGCACCCAACCAGGAUGGCGGGAGUAAUUUUACACAAAGCAACCUGUACUAUUCUGCAAAUGGGAAAAUAUACUUCAAUCUAGAUGGUCUGGUAAUGAAACACAUGGACUUGGUAUCGUGGCACAUCUCUGGCUGGGGCGGCCCACGCGAUGUCCACCCCAUCCACUUCCACGGCCAGACGAUGAUACACCAGGCGGGCAGGAAGACGAAGGUGGACGUCAUUGAGGUGGGGCCGACGGUGUCUGAGACAGUGGAGAUGUUGGCCGACAACCCGGGCACGUGGAUCAUCCACUGUCACAACGCCCCCCACGUGAGGAACGGCAUGAUGAUUCCCUACACGGUGUUGCCGGGCAACAAACAGUUCUUCUUUAAAUAAAAAUGCAAUAAAAUUGUUGUAAGCCUU
Molecule: messenger RNA, 3471 nt
Organism: Gigantopelta aegis
Lineage: Eukaryota; Metazoa; Mollusca; Gastropoda; Neomphalida; Peltospiridae
Product: hephaestin-like protein
Exons: 17
Coding region: 16-3444 (1142 amino acids)
Biological process (GO): iron ion transport
Cellular component (GO): plasma membrane
Molecular function (GO): oxidoreductase activity; copper ion binding
Source: RefSeq, a predicted model, not a curated record